GGACCAGGAAGUGUCAGUGGGAAGGAAGAAGCGGUGGCGAAGGCAAAGCCAGGGUAGGAGAUGCGACUGGCGCUGCGACUGGCAGUCGUGGCUUUCCCUAUGGGGGUGCUGCUGUCCAGGACCAUGGCGUGGAUGUCCAGCGGCAAGACGCAUCCAGAGCUCAUCAACAGGCUCAAGGAUCACGGUGUGAUCCGCAGCGACAGAGUGUUUGAUGCCAUGCUGGCCACAGACAGAGGACUCUACUCUCGGGACUAUCCUUAUGCAGACUCCCCUCAGUCCAUAGGUUACAGAGCGACUAUCAGUGCACCACACAUGCACGCUCACGCUUUAGAGCUGUUAAGUGAAAAACUAACAGAAGGGGCGUCAGCUCUGGAUGUGGGAUCAGGAAGUGGAUACCUCACUGCCUGCUUCGCAAGAAUGACAGGACCCAGUGGAAGAGUGGUUGGUAUCGAACACAUAAAUAAACUGGUUCAAAGGUCAAUAAAAAACGUGCAGGCUGACGAGCCAGAACUGCUCUCCUCUGGACGCAUCAGACUUAUCGAGGGGGAUGGAAGGCAGGGAUUCCCAGACGGAGCGCCGUAUGAUGCGAUUCACGUUGGUGCAGCCGCACCUACUGUUCCUAAAGCUCUCCUGGAGCAGCUGAAGCCAGGCGGGCGGCUGGUUCUCCCAGUGGGUCCCGAUGGUGGAAGUCAGGUGUUAGAGCAGUAUGAUCGACAGAGUGACGGGACCUUCCUCAAGAAAACUUUGAUGGGAGUGGUUUACGUUCCCCUGACCGACAAGAGGUAUCAAUGGCCCAGAGGUGAGCUCUGACUGCAGUGUGGUUGCCCCUGCAGGAGAUGGCGUUGGUGCUGCGUCUCCGGGGCUCUGUAGCACUCCUCCAGGUUUCACCGAGCUCCAGAAUUAACGGCCAUCUGCCCCACUGCGUUGUCACCUAGCAACGAAGAAGGAGUACAUCCCUCUGUUCGCCUGACAAGGUUGUCUUCCAGGAGAGAUAAAAGAGCAUGCGACCACCGCUGGACUAAUGACCUUUCCACCAGGAUGCAUGGAGUCAGUUAGAGACUGGUUAGAGUAUCGCUGACGACAAAAAAGGUUUAAAUGAGUCAUUAUUAUUCAUGGUUAAGACAAUAAAGUUCCAAAUUGCAAGUACAGCAUAAUAAAGAGCUACAGUCUGUGUUCCACUGAGUUGAUAAUUGGUGUAUUCUCAUUUGCUUUGGCAUUAAUGCACUAACUCAUAAAGAUAAACCUUAAUACAAGCCUAGCGAUUUCAAAGCAAAUUAACAAAGUAAUAUAUAUUUUGUGAUAAGAACUAUUCAUAUAAUAUAUGAAUGUCCGGUUUGACAUUGUUGCUGUAGAACUGAGUGGGCGUUGUGCCAAACAUUGAUCAACUGAGGCACUUCACUUAAACUAUACAAACAUUGUAAUUAUGUGUACACUUAUCCGAUUUAUUAAUAAAACCUGCUAUAUGGAUAA
Messenger RNA from Limanda limanda (common dab), 1470 nucleotides. It is a transcript of the gene pcmtl, whose product is annotated as l-isoaspartyl protein carboxyl methyltransferase, like. Gene Ontology annotation, biological process: protein modification process. The coding region runs from base 61 to 810 and encodes 249 amino acids. The transcript is spliced from 9 exons. Lineage: Eukaryota; Metazoa; Chordata; Actinopteri; Pleuronectiformes; Pleuronectidae. The record is from RefSeq and is a predicted model, not a curated record. Gene Ontology annotation, molecular function: protein-L-isoaspartate (D-aspartate) O-methyltransferase activity. Gene Ontology annotation, cellular component: cytoplasm.